AUGCGGAACAUGUACCCUGAACCACAGAACAGCCCUGUACCAUGGUAUUUUGUAUUCUUCAUCCUCUCUCCUGCUAGUGCCAAAGGUGAAUCUACUCCCAAGGUUCCUUGGACCUCCCUUGCGCAGGUUGCUGGGAUUGCGGUCAUCGCUUCCCCUGCGAUACUUACCGCACCUGCGAUUGCUGGACUGGGCACAGUAGGAUUUGGUGCUGCUGGUCCUGUCGCUGGAACUAUUGCAACGAUGGCCCAGUCCUCGAUUGGAAGUGUUGUCGCCGGCAGUCCCUUUGCUAUCGCUCAGGGUGCAGCAGUGGGCGGAUAUGGCGUUGGGGUCCUGAAUGGAAUUGCCCAAGGCGCUGGAUUGGCUGUUACGGGACUCUCCACUCUGAACAGCUUGGUGUCAGAUUGUGGAAAGGACAAGGACCAGGAGAAGAAGAGAAAGGACCAGGAGAAGAAGAGAAAGGACCAGGAGAAGAAGAGAAAGGACUAG
Neurospora tetraspora is the source of this 486-nucleotide messenger RNA. RefSeq lists its product as uncharacterized. The transcript is spliced from 3 exons. The coding region runs from base 1 to 486 and encodes 161 amino acids. The record is from RefSeq and is a predicted model, not a curated record. Gene Ontology annotation, cellular component: membrane. NCBI's taxonomy places the organism in Eukaryota, Fungi, Ascomycota, Sordariomycetes, Sordariales, Sordariaceae.